Molecule: messenger RNA, 1698 nt
Organism: Penicillium psychrosexuale
Lineage: Eukaryota; Fungi; Ascomycota; Eurotiomycetes; Eurotiales; Aspergillaceae
Product: FAD-dependent oxidoreductase
Exons: 5
Coding region: 1-1698 (565 amino acids)
Molecular function (GO): oxidoreductase activity; FAD binding
Source: RefSeq, a predicted model, not a curated record
AUGCAUCUUCACAGCUGCCAAUAUCUUGUCCUAUUUUGUAUCAUAUCAAUCCUACAACCUUCGACUGGAUUGUCUUCGAAUUGCCGAUGCAUGCCCGGUGAUACAUGUUGGCCGUCCUCAGACGACUGGUCGCGCUUCAACACAUCCAUUGGCGGACGAUUAGUGAACACGCAACCACUAGGACAGCCUUGUCAUGACCCCUUCUAUAUCGCCAAUGAGUGUCGCUCCCUGAGACAGCAGUGGACCAAGCCAGAGCUCCACGAUUUAUCCUCCUCUUCCAUCAUGGCAGCCGCCGUGGCCAAUGAAACCUGCGAUGCCUUUACCCCCCGAUCGAAGCCCUGCACGCUGGGUGCGAUGGUGUUGUAUGCUGUCAAUGCUAGCUCCCCAGACGACUUCAUACAGACCAUUCGAUUUUCCCAGGAAAGAAACAUUCGUCUCGUCAUUCGCAACACAGGCCAUGAUUAUUUAGGGAAGUCGACUGGUGCAGGCGCACUAUCCAUCUGGACCCAUUAUCUCAAGGACAUUGAUUUCCUGAACUAUACCAACGCACACUAUACCGGGCCAGCGGUGCGGAUGACUGCGGGCGUUCAAGGCACGGACAUCAACAAGGCUGCCUAUCUAAAAGGGCUGGUGAUAGUAGCCGGGGAAUGUUCCACUGUAGGCCCAGCUGGGGGGUUCACGCAAGGAGGGGGCCACUCGGCCCUGAGCUCUCAGUUCGGUCUUAGUGCCGACCAAGUCUUGGAAUGGGAGGUUGUCGAUGGAAUGGGCCGAUUUCUGACCGCAUCGCCUACCCAGAACCCAGAUCUGUACUGGGCGCUUAGCGGAGGUGGCGGAGGGACAUAUGGGGUCGUGUAUUCCAUGACCGUCAAGGCGUUUCCCGACUUCCCCGUCACAGGCGUCGUUAUCCAAUUUGAGAACAAGAACCCCUCGUCGCACAGUUUCUUUGAAGCUGUAGGACACUACCAUCGCCACCUACCCACAUACACCGCAUCUGGUGGGAUGGCGAUUGCACAAAUUACACACUCGUCGUUUCUGCUCACCCCGCUGACACUCCCUGCGUAUACCGCAGUAGAGGCCAAGAGACUGUUGGCGCCCUUUCUGCAAGACCUGCACAAACUGAACAUUUCCUAUACCAUGAACAUCACCGAGUCACCAUCAUAUUUCCAGCAUUAUACAAAACUGAUCGAGCCCGAUCCGACGCAACUAGUGCAAAACGCGCAAUAUGGCGGCCGUCUUCUUCCGCUCGACCUCAUUCAGCACAAUAACUGGCAACUCACGGAUGCCAUACAGAGAAUCACUGCGGAUGGUGUCACGUUCGUGGGUAUCGGUCUGAAUGUCUCGUCAUCUGUGACUGGCAAUGUCUGGAAUUCAGUUCUACCUGCGUGGCGCACAGCAGCAAUGACCGUCAUCUUAUCUACACUGGCCCACCGGUGCGAAUCUCACCAAGAUGAAAACCUUGGCGGACCGGAUGACAACCAAAUGGGUGCCGAUCCUCACGGCCUUGAGUCCAGAUUCGGGGCGGAUCCCCAGCAGCCGGAUUGGAAGCAGACCUUUUACGGUCACAACUAUAAUUCGCUGUACGCGAUCAAGAAAAAAUAUGAUCCGUUCCAAACUUUCUAUGCGCCGACGGCUAUUGGCAGUGAGAACUGGCAAGUCGAGGCUGGUGGUCGUCUGUGUCAGGUCACCAGGCUGGAUUGA